Molecule: messenger RNA, 1356 nt
Organism: Vicia villosa (hairy vetch)
Lineage: Eukaryota; Viridiplantae; Streptophyta; Magnoliopsida; Fabales; Fabaceae
Product: probable protein phosphatase 2C 9
Exons: 6
Coding region: 301-1140 (279 amino acids)
Biological process (GO): protein dephosphorylation
Cellular component (GO): cytosol; nucleus
Molecular function (GO): protein serine/threonine phosphatase activity
Source: RefSeq, a predicted model, not a curated record
ACAAAAGAAACUAUGUCAGGUCAGCAUUCAGCAAUAAUAAUAAUAAUAAUAAUUAAUUCAACACGGGAACCAAUCUUCUAAAGUCAAUAACCCCAAACCUUUCUUUCUUUUACCCAUUUCCAUUUCCAUUUUCUUUAUCAACCAAAACUAAACCGAACCACUUCAUCAUCACCAUCGUCUUUGUUACACCAAUCAUUCACCUCCCAGAUCUUCUUGACUCUAGUUUUUAAUCGGUUAGCAGAAGAGUUUGAUGCUGAGUUAUUAUUAUAAACAGAAAAGUUGAGGUGGGGGUUGGAGUAUAUGGAUAGUUUCUGUUGCUUCAGCUCUGCAGUUGGAGGGCGUUCUUCAUGCAACUCUGGCAAAGGUAAAAGCAGUCAGUCGCCGGUCAAAUAUGGAUUUAGCCUCGUUAAAGGGAAAGCCAACCAUCCAAUGGAAGACUAUCACGUAGCAAAAUUUGUCCAUUUCAAAGGACAAGAGCUAGGACUUUUUGCUAUAUACGAUGGACACCUCGGAGACAGUGUACCGUCAUAUCUGCAAAAAUAUCUCUUUUCUAAUAUCUUGAAGGAAGACGACUUCUGGAACGAUCCAUUCAUGUCCAUUUCUAAAGCAUAUGAGUCAACAGAUCAGGCAAUUCUUUCUCACAGUCCUGAUUUGGGGCGAGGAGGAUCAACUGCCGUGACUGCAAUUCUCAUAAAUAAUCAAAAACUCUGGGUCGCCAAUGUUGGAGAUUCACGAGCGGUUCUGUCAAGAGAAGGGGUAGCUGUACAGAUGACUACUGAUCAUGAACCUAAUACGGAACGUGGCAGCAUUGAGAAUAGAGGCGGCUUUGUCUCAAACAUGCCAGGAGAUGUUGCGAGAGUGAAUGGACAGCUUGCAGUUUCUCGAGCAUUUGGAGACAAAAACCUCAAAACACACUUGCGAUCUGACCCCGACAUUCAGUAUGCUGAUGUUAACCAAGAUACCGAGCUUUUGAUUCUCGCUAGUGACGGUCUAUGGAAGGUAAUGGCGAAUCAAGAAGCGGUUGAUAUCGCGAAAAGAAUAAAGGAUCCACAAAAGGCAGCUAAACAACUAGCUACUGAGGCAUUGAACAGAGACAGUAAGGAUGAUAUUUCCUGCGUUGUAGUUCGUUUCAAGGGAUGAAAAAGGGAACAUACACACAUACAUAUGUAAAAAAAAGUUAUAAAAUUGAGGUUCUUGAGUUUAGGUGGUGUGAGAUUUAGAAUUUAUUGAUUUCUUGGUUGUGAUAUAGAUUCAUACAUGAUAAAUUUUCUUUGUAAUAUGCUUUAUGUGAUGGAGUAGUGUGAUGAUGGAUGGCCACAGUUCAUACAUUAUUGAACAUGGGAUUUAUUUUAAAAA